AUGGCUGCUGCUGCUUUCAUCACAGAGCACUUAAAGUUCAUGCUUGUCUUUUUUAAGAACAAUGAUGUGGCGAUCCUCAAUGGGCUGAUUGUUCUCGGCACAGUGGCUUGCCAUACUGCAUACACACUUUUUGCCUUUCACUGUCCAUGCUCCUCUGGGAGAAAUUACCUCUAUGGUCUGGCUGUGAUUGGUGCUCCGGCUCUGGCACUUUUCCUCAUAGGAAUAAUGAUGAACAGGAACACGUGGAACCUGCUGUUUGAGUGUCGGCUCAGAAAAUGUCAGAAUCUAUCAAGAGUCGCUGCCUUCGCCUUGUUAAGGGCCAUGAUGGAUCAAACUAUAGUGGCUCCGCUGACAUGGCUGAUCAUUUCAUUUCUGCGAGGCCAUGCAUAUGCAUGUGCCCUCAGUGAGUUUAUUGAUCCAAGGACACUGGAAGGUUUCCCCCAAGGUCAGAGGUCAGAGGUCAUGGCUAAACUCCCAUGUGUUGAAAGUGUUCCAACGGUGCUACAGAGUUUCUGCGCAGAAAUUGAUCGACGGCUAAAAUAUGAAUCACAGUUGAUCGGCUGGUUGUUGGUGGCAGGAAUGUCUCUGGCGGUGUUCAUCAUAUUGUGUGUGAAGCGCUGCUCUUCUCCACUCAGCUACCAGCAGGAAGACUACUGGUCCCAAUACUGCUCACAUGAAAAGACCCUGCUGCAACGCACAACAUCUGUGCACGCCCGCCUCCUGGCUGCACAAAAUGUUAAAAGCUUUUUUGGCUUUGUGGCGCUGGAAAAGGAGGACAAGGAGGAGCUGAUGGAGCACCAGAGAGUGAACCCGAUUUGCAACACAGACUGGAACAGAAUCACGGGGGUCUACUUGUACAGAGAGAAGAACGGACUUCCUCUCUACAGCAGGCUGAACAAAUGGGCAACAUACAGUCAAGAAAACAGCACUGAGACCCUGGAAAAAGAAAUGGAUGUGCUCAGCUGA
Nematolebias whitei (Rio pearlfish) is the source of this 966-nucleotide messenger RNA. Its product is annotated as calcium homeostasis modulator protein 2-like. The transcript is spliced from 2 exons. Bases 1 to 966 code for a protein of 321 amino acids. The record is from RefSeq and is a predicted model, not a curated record. Lineage: Eukaryota; Metazoa; Chordata; Actinopteri; Cyprinodontiformes; Rivulidae. Gene Ontology annotation, molecular function: monoatomic cation channel activity.